AUGAACGGCGAGGGAUACUCUCGAGACGGCGGCCGAAAGCGAGAAUAUAGUUCCCGCAGUGAGCGCGGUGAACGCAGCGAGCGUGGAGAGCGUGCAGAGCGCAGCGAGCGUGGAGAUCGCAGUGAGCGUGGAGACCGCGGCGACCGCGAUGAUCAUAGGCGAGAUCGCGACCGAGACCGGGACCGGGACCGGGAACGAGAUCGAGACCGAGACGGCGGCCGACGUGAACGAAGGCGGUCGAGAUCGCCCUAUCGAAGCUCGAGACGCCGCGAAGAAGAGACCGAUGCGUAUUCAUCGAGCCGAAACCAUAGGGACCGAGAGCGGGAGGAUAGAUACUCUGGUCGGGAUAGACGCGGUGCUGAUCGCGAGUGGGACCGCGAGCGAGGGCCUCGCCGGGAGGGGGCGGCCGAAGGGAGGAGGAGGAUAGGGCUCCUAGACGGGACCGAGGUGAUGCUGUCGAUGACAGACGCCGUGGCGGGCGGGACCCCUCGUGAGCCUACCCCCGACUUGACGGAUAUUGUGCCAGUUCUCGAGCGCAAGCGGCGUCUCACGCAGUGGGACAUGAAACCCCCUGGCUACGAAAAUGUUACCGCUGAGCAGGCCAAGCUUUCGGGCAUGUUCCCACUACCUGGCGCACCUCGUCAACAAGCAAUGGACCCGGGCAAGCUCCAGGCCUUUAUGAACCAACCUAGUUCGCAGGACCUGACAUUCGCCGUGGCCGAAUUCCGAUCCCCUGCCGAUGCCACAGUUGCUCUGGCCUUGGAUGGCAUCUCUAUGGAUGCUGAUGAAGCCAUGGCGAACAAUGGCGCCGCCGAGCAGCAGCAAAGAGGCCUGGAAAUCAAGCGUCCCAAGGACUAUAUCGUCCCCGCCAUUGUUGAUACACCAUAUGAACCUGGUGUUGUUUCCAGCAUUGUCCCGGACACACCCAAUAAGAUUAGCAUCGCAGAUCUUCCCACGUACCUGACGGAUGAACAGGCGACAGAGCUUCUCGUCUCCUUUGGAGAGCUGAAGGCAUUUGUCCUCGUCCGCGAUCAGCACACCGGCGAGUCUCGCGUAAGGAUUGUGUUUUGCGAGUAUGCGGACUCGUCAGUCACCGACAUCGCAAUUGAUGGCCUCAACGGGAUGGAACUCGCUGAAAAGAAGCUCAAAGUUAGGAAGGCAAGCGUUGGUAUCAAACAGGUCUCUGGUGUUGAGAUGGGAGUCAAUGCCAUGUCAAUGCUUGCCGGCACGACUUCCACGGAAAGUGAAGAAAGCUCCGUCAUACAAUUGCUCAACAUGGUGACAGCGGAGGAGUUGAUGGACCCCGAUGAUUACGAAGAAAUAUGCGACGAUGUUCGUGACGAGUGUGCCAAGUUUGGUACCAUCACUGAGCUCAAGGUUCCGCGACCCACGGGCGGAAGCAGGCAAUCGGCUGGCGUCGGCAAGAUUUACGUCAAGUUCUCAACCACAGAGGCGGCGACCAAAGCCCUCAGGGCUCUUGCUGGGAGGAAAUUUGCUGACCGCACCGUUGUUACGACUUACUUUCCUGAGAGAUUCUACGUCUACGCCGAUGUGUCCAGCAUCGCCCGCUACUGCCAAACUUCAUCUUAUUUACUGUUCCGGAGUAAUAUGGCCUCUCCCGACCAGGUCGCCGAGCAGAUCUGCAAGCUUGCCAGGAAGGGUGCUUCUCCCUCUCAGAUCGGUGUCGUCCUCCGUGACGCCCAUGGUGUCGCCCAGGUCAAGACCAUCACCGGCAACAAGAUUCUCCGUAUCCUCAAGUCUUACGGUCUUGCCCCCGAGCUUCCUGAAGACCUUUACAACUUGAUCAAGAAGGCCGUCGCUGUCCGAAAGCACCUUGAGCGCAACCGAAAGGAUAUGGACGCCAAGUUCCGUCUCAUUCUUAUCGAAGGUUCCGGACUUGAAAGCGCGCUAGCAGACGUAGAAUUUGUGGACGAAGCUUUGGACACUGUUCUCGAGCCCAUGACUGCUCGAGAAGCGGAAAACGGAUCGGGAGGCCACGGCGUAUCAAAAUCCGAAGACCUUGCCCCCAGAAAUACCAGAUGGGUCAGAGGAAAAAGCUCGGUUUAUGUCGACGCUUUUAGUCUCGCACUCGAUAUUGUUCUAGAAGAUGAGUCUCAUCUCUUUGACGAGAGGGAACAAAGAACUCUGACCGCUCUGCGCAGUGAUAUCGCCAAUAUUGACAACGCAGUCUUGAACCUUGAGAAGUCGAGAUUCCUACCACGAUCAACUUCCGCUUCCAACCACAAGGAAAGUAGUGGCCUAGAUUUAGAAGACAUCUGCAUCGGUGAGCACUUUUCGUUUGUGGACCGGUCCGAGGCCCACAUCACAUCCGCCGAAGACGCCGCCGGCCUCCUGAGCUUUGAGGAAAUGAAGAUGAUGGCCAAAGACUUGAAGUUACAGGGGAAAACGAAAUCGGACCUUUCCCGCGCGCUAUGCCGAAAUAGCAAGCAGCAGACAGGGUUGUUUACAUUGGGCAUCAGGCGCACGGGUCUGACUCGUUCCCCUGCAAGUGACUUACAGAGGUGCGAGAGUGACUCUUCGCAUGCGCCUGAUGAAAUUAGAGACGGGGAGACGCUCUUCGUUGAAAAGGUAUCAACCAUCACCGGACCUUGCAUCAGGAUAGCGCCGAUGACGUUCGAGCUAUUCGAGCGCGUGCACCUCGUCUUCUAUCGCUCUACGGAAUGGACUGAAAAGUCCCUGACCACGAUCAUUCUUGCCAAAAUAUCUCGGCGCAACUUUGCCAGCUAUCUAGUUGGCCGUAGCUCUAACAUAUUUACCUCGCGAGUUCACAUGAUGGAGUUUGAAAGUGCCCUCAGACUUCAAGCCGAGGUUGACAAAAUCUUAGAGCAGGGUGAUCCUCCCAAAGAAGAGGGGUUCAAUAAGGUUAUAAGCUAUUUCGAAGGAAUAUAUCCCCACUGGGAGAGGUUGCUUGCGGAGGAGCAAGUCAAAGAAGAUACAGUCUAUGACUUUGGCGAAGGAGCCUACCUACGGAGGUUCACGCCAGCGCAUACACUCACUCGUAUCGUGCACAAGGCCGCGCAUUGUUUCGGCAGACUCAAAAAUUAUAAGAGGGAGUACGAUCUUCUGGUUGCGCUUCUCGCUCAGCGGCUCUUCCACCCGGCCAGGCGCGGAGACUGGUAUCAGCGCAAAGCGCUAUUGGAGGAGCACUACAUGUACGCGGUAGAGACCGUCCCGAUGAUGGCCGAUGAGGAGCAGCGGAAGAAGCAUUGGAGACGAAAAGCGAUCGAAACAUGCGAGCUUCAGCAUGACUUCAAGCACGUCCGGCUCGAUGCCGCACUCGAACACGUGGUUGAAGGAAUCCAAAUCAAGCGCGAUGACGGGUCUAUCAGCAAAGGGAAAGGGCCAAGUACAAAAACAGUAUGGGUCGACGAAUAUGAGGAUGGCGCGGAAUGUAGCGUGGAAGAAAUGUGCCUGAGCUGGUACCGAAGCCAGGGCUGGAAAGGAUAUCACUCGGAAGGAGGCAUCGUCCGUACCUUGUUCGCCCUCUUAUUUUUUGACAUUAUAUUCCUCUACGUCCCAAACGUUUUCCAAACGGCAUACCAGUCCUGCCCAUUGGAUUUGCACACCGACUCCUUCUACCCAACACGAGCGUCCGAGAUCAACCGGCGCCUUGCCGCGAUAUCCAACGGAGAUGCGGAGUCCAUCCUCCGAGAGGUCUACGAACGAGAGCACGAGCGCAAAACCUGUGUUGUAGGUCUCAACUGGGAUUUCGCACUAGACGACCUGGCAGAGCUCGUGAGCUGCUUCAAAGGGGACACGCUGGCAGCUAUCUGCAAAGUUAUGACGCAAGAAAGUCAAGAGCGCGAAUGA
Parascedosporium putredinis is the source of this 3831-nucleotide messenger RNA. NCBI's taxonomy places the organism in Eukaryota, Fungi, Ascomycota, Sordariomycetes, Microascales, Microascaceae. The record is from the annotation of a GenBank genome assembly.